Messenger RNA from Sporothrix schenckii 1099-18, 444 nucleotides. RefSeq lists its product as uncharacterized. The record is from RefSeq and is a predicted model, not a curated record. The transcript has a single exon. The coding region runs from base 1 to 444 and encodes 147 amino acids. Lineage: Eukaryota; Fungi; Ascomycota; Sordariomycetes; Ophiostomatales; Ophiostomataceae.
AUGCCCCCAAAACUUGCGGAUUUUUACGUGUCGUGUGCGAAUCACCCUUUGGAGCAUGGAUGGGGACUGCAGCUGCUCCUUGCUGGACUCGGUGCUACUUCCUGCCUCCUGCAUGCAGCUUCCUGGUCAAUCCACCCAAUCGUCGUCAAGGAAGGAACAGGCCGCAUGCUUUCCCCUCGCCCCCCAAACAAAAGCAUGCGUCGCGGGGAAGGCACGACGCACGGCUUUGUUCAAAAACGGGUGGACCUUGCCUCGUUGCAGCGUCCGUAUUCGCAAUCACAUCUGUCGGUUCUGCGAAUCGUAGGAAAGAGCGACCGGACGUCCUUGCUGUUGGGCGCGUCAUCCUUCUGCCAAUGGUCCCGCUUCAUGCCGGCAAGACAGGUGGGUAAUUUCGGCUCGUCAUGUGCUCACCUCGCUGACCUUUUGCACUUUCAAUACUAUUAA